This is a messenger RNA of Drechmeria coniospora, 1218 nucleotides long. RefSeq lists its product as uncharacterized. Lineage: Eukaryota; Fungi; Ascomycota; Sordariomycetes; Hypocreales; Ophiocordycipitaceae. The record is from RefSeq and is a predicted model, not a curated record. The transcript is spliced from 3 exons. The coding region runs from base 1 to 1218 and encodes 405 amino acids.
AUGCGGACCCCUUCGGACGAGGAGGAGUCCAUUUUUACGGUACACCUGCGCAUAAACAUUCGAAUGAGUCGGGCUCGUUCGCCUGUGGGGAUGGCGGCCUGCAGUCGGCGGCCAGCCAUACCUUGGUACAAGGCAGCGCAGGACUCGUCGGAGAUGCUCAUGAGCAUACUCGUACAGAAUUACUCUGUUCGAUGCAAUUACGGAGUAUACGCAGCAUCCGUCUGGACGCGCGCGAGGAUGCGCUCACACUCAAAGGCAGGCGACGCCGAAUCCGUCUUGUGUCGUGUCGUGUCGUGUCAUGUCGUGUCGGACCGACGUUCAACCAUACAGCUCGACCUGCUUCGUAGUGGGACAUGCUACGAUGCGCCCACGGUACCCGGCACGAGUGCUGGCCGCCGGCACAUGGACCUCAUGAACCUUGGCCGUCGCAGCGCCCGCCGCGCAGAGACGUCGUCCCUCGGUGCCUCCUCCGACCUGUCCGCCCCGACCACUCCGUCCGUCGCCUGCGGCCGAACGUGCCGCCCUUCUUCGGCCCCGACUUCUCUUCCGUCCGUCUCCCCUCCCCCCUUCCCCUCCCUCCCCCGGCCAUUUCCUUUGCUUUGCCAGGCGCCCGGUGGCCGGGACCGAGAAACGUGGCGCGCCUCAACCCCGGGCCCCAACCGUCCAGCUCAGUCGACGGUUUUUCGAGGGAGUGAUCGUCCACUCGUCGGCCCUUGGCACGAUCCUCGCUCCAGCCCUGCCGUCCGCCCUAGUCGUCCAGUUGCCCGUGCGGACGACGGAGGAUCCGAGCAGGACGACGCCGAGCAUUGCCUCUGCCCAUCUCGUUCCGCCAGCGUCGACCGAGGCGCAAGGGAUGUGCCCGUCCGCUCUCGCGCUGUCCGCCUCUCCGUCAUCGUCAUCGUCAUCGUCAUCGUCUCUCUGACUGUCACGAAGAGCCCCGUCACCACUCGCCCGCCCGACUUCGGACUGGCCUGCCCGAAGCUGGACCGUCGCGCUCGUAUCGCAACCGGGGCAUCUCAGACAUCUGGACCGCCUCUGACUGCCGAGCUUGCUUCCUUUGUUUUUCGAUAUUCGAACCCCCCCCGAGCUCUGCCGUCGAAGCCAGAAUUUCUCAGAGGCCGUCGACCGCUACACCCGGUGCCGCCCUGCCAGUCUUGGGCCGCCCACCGUAACCGUCGCCGACCUGCCCAUCCGACGGCGUCGCUGGCUUCGAGUUGA